Molecule: messenger RNA, 1718 nt
Organism: Austrofundulus limnaeus
Lineage: Eukaryota; Metazoa; Chordata; Actinopteri; Cyprinodontiformes; Rivulidae
Gene: cops4
Product: COP9 constitutive photomorphogenic homolog subunit 4 (Arabidopsis)
Exons: 10
Coding region: 4-1296 (430 amino acids)
Cellular component (GO): cytosol; COP9 signalosome
Source: RefSeq, a predicted model, not a curated record
CGCAUGAAGCAGGACAGAGGCGGCACGGAAGGCUUGAAGGAAACCGGUGUUGUUGACACUUCGACACGGGCUUCAAUGGCGGUUGAAGUGAAACAGGAGCUUGCACAGCUGAUGAAUUCAAGUGGAUCCCAUAAAGAUCUUGCUGCUAAAUAUCGACAGAUUUUGGAGAAAGCCAUUCAGUUUACUGAUGCAGACCAGCUGGAGUCUUUGAAGGCCUUCGUAGAAGCAAUGGUCAAUGAGAAUGUUAGUCUUGUCAUCUCAAGACAACUUCUGACUGAUUUCUGCACACAUCUGCCCAGUCUUCCUGAUGCUACAGCUAAAGCAGUCUAUCACUUCACCUUAGAAAGAAUUCAGCCUAGGGUCAUCUCCUUCGAGGAGCAGGUAGCCUCAAUCAGACAGCAUUUAGCAACCAUUUAUGAAAAAGAGGGAGACUGGAGAAAUGCUGCUCAGGUUUUGGUUGGCAUUCCUCUGGAAACAGGACAGAAGCAGUACAAUGUCGACUAUAAGUUGGAUACAUACCUGAAAAUCGCCAGACUCUACUUAGAAGAUGAUGAUCCAGUUCAGGCCGAGGCCUACAUCAACAGAGCCUCCCUGCUUCAGAAUGAGUCGUCAAAUGAACAGCUGCAGAUUCACUAUAAGGUAUGUUAUGCCCGAGUGCUUGAUUUUCGAAGAAAGUUCAUUGAAGCUGCACAAAGAUACAACGAGCUUUCAUAUAAGUCUAUUGUUCAUGAAAGUGAACGUCUGGAGGCACUGAAACAUGCCCUGAACUGCACCAUUCUAGCCUCUGCAGGACAACAGCGUUCACGUAUGUUGGCCACUCUGUUCAAGGAUGAGCGCUGUCAGCAGCUGGCUGCUUAUGGAAUUCUGGAGAAGAUGUACUUAGACCGAAUCAUCAGAGGAAACCAGCUCCAGGAGUUUGCUGCUAUGCUGAUGCCUCACCAGAAAGCCACCACAGCAGAUGGCUCCAGCAUUCUCGACAGAGCUGUGAUUGAACACAACCUUUUGUCUGCUAGUAAACUCUACAACAACAUCACGUUUGAAGAACUAGGAGCAUUGUUGGAAAUUCCUCCAGCUAAGGCUGAGAAGAUUGCUUCUCAGAUGAUCACUGAAGGGCGAAUGAAUGGCUUCAUUGAUCAAAUAGAUGGCAUCGUUCACUUUGAAACUCGUGAGCCACUUCCUACCUGGGACAAGCAGAUCCAGUCUUUAUGUUUCCAAGUCAACAACCUCCUAGAAAAGAUCCGUCAAGCAGCACCAGACUGGGCCGCACAGGCUAUGGAAUCUCAAAUGUCCCAAUAAAAACGUACUCCUCCCUCACAUCUGUUCCCCGAGCCCACCUUGAAGUUCUACCUUUAUGCUCAAAAUUACCAUAAUUGGAUUUAUGACCUUUAUAAUUAAUUAUACAGUCGCUCUUGAGUAGGUUUUUUCUACUGUUAUUCAAAAUGUAUACGUAUGAUCUAUGUCUGGGAUAAUUAUAAUCUUUGGAUGCAACUUUAGGUGUAACUAAUUCACAAAUUCAAACUGGGACGUGAUCAUUUGUAGCAGACAAAAAGUCAAAAAGAAGAUGCACACAACAGGUCUUAUUUAAGCUUUUGUAUUUCAAGCUGUUUUUGAGUUUUCACUUUAAUAAUCCUCAAUAUUUGUCAAAUGGUUCUUGAGUACCUGAUGUAAAUAUCUUGGUGCAUUUUCAGUGAAGAGAAAUAAAGUUUGAGUUGAAAGUC